Spinacia oleracea (spinach) is the source of this 2765-nucleotide messenger RNA. Its product is annotated as subtilisin-like protease SBT1.4. Lineage: Eukaryota; Viridiplantae; Streptophyta; Magnoliopsida; Caryophyllales; Amaranthaceae. The transcript is spliced from 3 exons. The coding region runs from base 183 to 2522 and encodes 779 amino acids. Gene Ontology annotation, biological process: proteolysis. The record is from RefSeq and is a predicted model, not a curated record. Gene Ontology annotation, molecular function: serine-type endopeptidase activity.
GUACUUACAAACAACUCAAAUACAAUCCGUAAUGAGAAUCCAGGUGAGCAAAUCUACCUGUCAAGAUUCAAACCCAAUCAUCUUUUCAGAAUCUCCAUCACUAUAAUAAGAAUACCACCCAAUCCUUAAAUAUGGGAGAAGAAAAAACUGACUCACCCCACCAAAAUUAAAAGUAAAAAGAUAUGGCAGCAACUUUCUCUCUCCUCUUUUUUCUCUCCCUCUCUCUCUUCAUAUCUCUUAGCCAAUCAAAAUCCACCUACAUAGUCCACGUGUCAAAAUCCCAUUCGCCCACCACCUUCUCCUCCCCAAAAGACUGGUACUCCUCCAUCCUCCACUCUCUCUCCUCCUCCGCCACCACCACAACCACCCCUCCCCACCUCCUCUACUCCUACACUCACUCCUCAACAGGCUUUGCGGCCCAUCUCUCUGAGGCCCAAGCAGCCCACCUCCGCCGCCAUCCUGCCGUCCUAUCUAUCCACCCUGAUCGGGCCCAUCAGAUUCACACCACCCGUACUCCUCACUUUUUGGGUCUUCAAGAAGGGUCUGGUCUCUGGCCCAACUCCCAUUACGCCUCUGACGUUAUCAUUGGUGUUCUUGAUACCGGUAUCUGGCCCGAGCUACCUAGCUUCUCCGAUGAUGGGUAUGAUCACGUGCCUUCCACGUGGAAAGGCUCCUGCGAGGUGGGCCCCGAAUUUCCCGCCGAUUCUUGUAAUCGGAAAAUCAUCGGCGCUCGUGCUUUCUUCAAAGGGUAUGAGGCAUCCAAAGGGCCGAUGAACGUAACUAAAGAGUCAAAAUCACCACGAGACACCGAGGGGCAUGGGACUCAUACAGCCUCAACCGCAGCUGGGUCAGUGGUUCCCAAUGCUGGAUUUUUCGAGUAUGCUCGUGGGGAGGCUCGGGGGAUGGCAACAAAGGCUCGCAUUGCAGCUUACAAGAUCUGCUGGAAAACUGGUUGCUAUGAUUCUGAUAUUUUGGCUGCCAUGGACCAGGCUAUUGAGGAUGGAGUCCACGUGAUCUCGCUCUCUGUUGGAUCUUCAGGAUUGGCACCGAACUUUGAUGAUGAUAGCAUUGCUAUUGGUGCACUACAUGCUGCCCAAAGUGGGGUUUUGGUGUCUUGUUCAGCUGGGAAUUCUGGGCCUGAUGCUUUUACUGCAACGAAUAUUGCACCUUGGAUUUUGACUGUGGGAGCAUCCACCAUUGAUAGGGAUUUCCCAGCGGAUGUAGUGUUGGGAGAUGGGAGGAGUUUUAAGGGGGUGUCUUUGUAUUAUGGGGAUGGUUUGAAUGACAGUGUUUAUUUGGAGUUGGUUAGAGGUGCUGAUUGUGGCAGUAGACUUUGCAAAGCAGGUGAACUUAAUUCAUCACAAACAGCAGGGAAGAUGGUGAUAUGUGACAGAGGAGAUACUGCUCGAGUGGCCAAGGGUGAUGCAGUCAAACAAGCUGGAGGUGCAGGAAUGAUUCUGGCUAACACAGCUGAAAGUGGUGAAGAACUGAUAGCUGAUUCACAUUUAAUCCCUGCAACUAUGGUAGGUCAAACUGCCGCGGACCAAAUCAGAGACUAUGUUUCAUCGGCCCCUAACCCAACAGCCACAAUCAAGUUCAAAGGAACUGUGAUCGGCCCCUCACCAUCAGCCCCGAGAGUAGCAGCCUUCUCUAGCCGAGGGCCCAGCCAUCUAACACCCGAAAUCCUCAAACCUGACGUCAUAGCUCCUGGGGUUAACAUCUUAGCUGGUUGGACAGGGUCUUCUGCACCUACAGACCUGGAGAUUGACCCAAGGAGGGUUAAGUUCAAUAUCAUAUCAGGAACUUCAAUGUCCUGUCCACAUGUUAGUGGGUUAGCUGCUUUGCUUCGAAAUGCUUACCCCAAUUGGAGUCCUGCAGCUGUAAAGUCUGCCCUUAUGACCACAGCUUACAACCUUGACAACUCCGGUAAGAAUUUUACAGAUCUUGCCACAGGAAAGCAAUCCUCACCGUUUGUUCAUGGAUCAGGUCAUGUUGACCCUAACAGGGCUCUCAACCCUGGUCUAGUCUAUGACAUUGACACUAGUGACUACAUCGCCUUUUUAUGUUCCAUUGGGUAUGAUUCAAAGAAGAUUGCCAUAUUUCUCAAAGAGUCUGCAACUGUUGAUUGUGGUGCAAAGAAUUUGUCUACACCCGGAAACCUAAACUACCCUUCGUUCUCAGUCGUGUUUGAAUCUGGGAAGAAUGUGGUGAAAUAUACUAGGGUGGUGAAAAAUGUUGGAAGCUCAGCUGAUGCAGUUUAUCAAGUUAGUGUGAAAUCACCACUGAAUGUAGAUGUCAGUGUUUCUCCAAGUAAGCUUGAGUUCAGUGCUGAGAAACAAACACUAUCUUAUGAGAUAGUUUUUACAAGCAAUAGUGGAACUUAUCUAACUGGUAAAAAACCAAUACUGGGAACGUCGAGUUUUGGGUCGAUUGAAUGGAGUGAUGGAAGUCAUCGUGUAAGGAGUCCUAUUGCAGUGAGAUGGAUUGAGGGUACUCAACAACAUUUCGUAGCUUCGAUUUGAGUUCGACUUUGUAACAAAGAUGUUAAUGGUGAAAACUGCAGAGUAUCUUAUGUUCAGAUUUCGGGUCAUGAUUAUAUUGAGCCUGCACCCUUCUCCAUUUCUGAAUUGUUGUAUUGUAAACAUUCUUUUUCCACUGUAUAUUUCCUGUUACAUAUCUGAUGCAUGAGUUUACUUCCUUUUUUAUCUGUGAUAAAUUGAUAAUACAGAACUUAUUAAGUUUAGGUUCUGCACUUUGAUUUUUCA